Messenger RNA from Penaeus vannamei (Pacific white shrimp), 5593 nucleotides. RefSeq lists its product as uncharacterized. Lineage: Eukaryota; Metazoa; Arthropoda; Malacostraca; Decapoda; Penaeidae. The record is from RefSeq and is a predicted model, not a curated record. Gene Ontology annotation, molecular function: protein binding.
UUGACUAGUUUUCGUAGAAGUGAGAGCAGCAGGAGGACUACCUGGAGGUCUAUCCAGGAUUUAAAGGGAUUUCACUCAAAAUUCGGAAAGCAAAGAAAGGAAGGAGGAAAAGGACUGCUGCUGUGUUGACAAAGGAUCGACUCUCUUCGUUAUAGCAGGAUAAUCGGGCAGUGUAAGAGCCAAAAUAGACGGUGAAAAAAUUCCUUAAUUGAAGAAGUGGUGAAGUGGAUGUGACUCAUUUUUUUGAGAAAUCACGUUGGACCUUUUUACAUUACGCUAUGGAAGCCGCGGAAUACGCAUCGCUUGUGGUGAGCUUCUGCCUGUUUAACAUCGUCUCUGCUUCGUCAAAUUAUGAGAAACGUCAGUUAGAGUCAUUUCAGAUGUGUGGCUUUGGGGGAUCAGAAGCAUCACUAUACAUUUCUCCGUGGGAUGCUGCAAUUUUGACAGUUGGUGAGGACUUUCAGGCCGCCAGAAAUAUCCACAGAUGUAAGGUUAGAGUUAAAACACAAGAAGGCUUUGGGUUAGCAGCUGUUAUUGAGGACAUGAGAAUACGGGGCAGAAAGGACAGGGAGACCAAUGGCUGGGUGUGCGAAGAUUAUGUUAAGAUGAGCACAUCAGGUACUUCCGUCCUUUACAAAUUCCUGGACACUGUACUACCAGGUGACCUCUUUAAGAGUAAAACAACAAAAGAACUGUGUGGAGUCCAACAGAACAGAGGAGAUGGAAACUCUUCAUUCAGGUUCUCGGAGGUGGGAUCCAACGCCAACAUCCUCUCCACGCUCGCCAGUCACUUAACCAUAGAAUUCCACCAAGAGAAAAGCAAUGAUAAUCCAGUGAAUAACACUUUCACGAUUGUUAUCACGACUUACAAACACGAUAGUGAUAAAGUGUUUGCAGAGGCUUGUCAGGGCAAGUACGUGUGCAAGGGGAACAACGAGUACCAGUACUGCAUUCACCCAAGAUACAAGUGUGACAGCCACUUCAACUGUGCUUUCCCUUAUAGUGGAUCAGAUGAGCAAGGAUGUAGAGCAAUACAACAUCCCAUAUUCUCCAUGACCACCAUCAUCAUCACAACGCUGGCUGGCAUUGUAGGGCUUGGGCUUAUAGUGUGCUGUCUCUUCACCAUAAUCAUGAGAGCCAGGUCUCGGACAACCACUCCAACAGGAACACCAAUCGAGGCUUCAGCACCGCCCCUUCAGCGCCAGCACACCCUGCCACGCUAUGAGGCAGUUGUUAAAUCUGAUGCUAGGCAGGAUUGGGGACCUGAUGCCCCUCCGUCCCCUAGUGAAUUCCCCCCGAACUACCAUGCCCUCUUCCCCAAUGGGCCUCCGAAGGACCUGGCUGCCGAGAGUGAUGAGUUAUAAAAGAAAGCCUAGAUGACGGGAAGGGUAGAAAACGAGAAACAAAGUGUGAAAGCAAAGAAAGAAAGAAAAAAAAAAAGUUCACAUGUCAGAUAAUGACCCAGAUGAAACAAAAACAAGAUAUAAAAGAAAGAAAGACAAUAGACUAUGAAACUUAUUCAGGUAAAUUUGAUCUGUGUUUAUGGUGUUUUUGUGUGUGAUGAUUAUAGUGAAGAAUCUGAAGAGAAGUUUCAUAGAACAAGACGUUUUUGAUGUGUUAUUGAUCUGAAGUAAAUGUAAACAUCAUUUUGUUGUGUGUAAUGAGAGUUGGUGAAUGUUAGAAAUAUUAUCAAUGACAUUUUUCAUAAUCGAGGUGCCAUUAUUUUAUUCCAUUGAUUUGAACAAAUUACAGCAGAUGAAAUUUUGAUCAGAUAACUUGUAUCCUUUGGUUUUACACAGUGAUAAAGGUAGAAGAUGGAUCGAGCUUGCCGUCAUUUCCAUUUGUCUUUUGCCAGGUGGCAGAUAUCCAUUAAUGUUAAGGUUGAUUAAACUAAUCCAAAAGAACCACUCAUAUGAACUCAUCCAUUAGCUUCUCGUAGGUAGCACUGGAUAAUUAUUUUUGUCAUUUGAAUCAAGUGACCUUUAAACGUCUUUUAAGGGUGCUUUCACUUUGCCGAGGAGCUUCCGUGUAUGUUUCCAUGUUGCUAUACUUUCUCAGAAACUUUAACUGAAUGGAAUGUUUCUUUUUAUAAAUUACUAUUGUGGCCAUUAUGAUACAUAAUCUAUAUAUAUAUAUAUAUAUAUAUAUAUAUAUAUAUAUAUAUAUAUAUAUAUAUAUGUAUAUCUAUAUAUAAGCAUUGAUAAUAAUGUGAUAGAGCUAUUCACAAAACUAUAGGAAGUAAUCUUUUAUGAAAUACACUAGGACUUUCAGGUCUGCAUUGUCCUAAUCAUGGCAUUUCUCCAAAUUCAGUGUGUAGCAAUGUUAUUAGAAUCUUACUCUGUCAAAAAAUCCUUUGGUGAUUUUUACAGGAAUCAUGUACAAUUCUCUGUGUUCAUAGUAAUGUGCAUGUUUUUGUAAUAUAUUCAAGAUAUUUUUAUAUUGCUGGUUAUUAAUGUGUGAUAAAGAAUUAGGCCUAGAAUGAAGACACAUUAAGGUAGAGCCUUUUGUACUGCAAAUUAUGUUUAUGAAUCGUUCAGGAAUGUUGAAUAUUAUUUUAUAUGUGGGAAACAUACAAGAAGUAAAUGCAUAACACACAUUGACACACGCGCACACUCAAACACGUACACGCACAUGCACAGUCACAGUCGCAUGCACAUGCACAUGCACACUCAGAUGCACAUGCACAUGCACCUCACCCCCUUCACACAUAAAAAUAACUCAAAAAUAAAUGUAUAUUUAUGUGCUUUCAUAAUUGUAAAGGUUUUUAAAAGUAAUUUAGUGUAAUCUUGCAUUUUGGAGAAUGAAAUUACAUAUAUGUAUCUUUUUUUCUUUCUGUAUUUUCAUUUCAAUUUAAUGAAUAUUUAUCCCAACUAGGUAGAUUAUUGGAGAUUUAUAAUUUCUCAGCUUUGUCGAUGAAAUCAUUGUCUUUGGGGCUCGUUUCUUUUUUGGUUGUUGACGUAAGUGGGAAAUGCUUAUAGCUAGUCUUCUUAUGGUUGUCACUCCUAUCAUAACUGCUGCUGUUAGUAAAUGGAGCUUCUUAUAUAUAGUGGACUCACAGUUUGCCUAUUUCGCCUAAAGUACAUGUGGAGAUAAAGAUAGACACUUAUGACGCAUCUUAGAGAAGGUUAGAGAUAACGAGAGACUGAUCUAGAUUGAGAAAUUGGAACUAAAUGAUGAAGAUGGAGUUAAAGAGAAAAUAUAUGAAAGUUGUUUAUUAGAGUGAGACUUGGGUAUUGAUGAAUUAAUUUAGAGAUGGAAAGAUGAGUAAACAAGACGGAGAGGAAGAGAGAAAAAAAGACGAAACACAAAGAGACAAAUCACAGAAACAAAGGUAAAGACAGAGGGGGUAAGACUAGAAGAACGACAGAGACACAUAGAUGUGUUCAUAUAUUACUGAAUAACCUAUUUACUUUGUGAGUGAAUGGUUAGGAUGCUAGAAUAUGACAGAAAAUUUCAUCUGUAUGGCUGUACUCCUCAUGUGUAAUGGGAGAACGUAAAGUAUGUGUAAUUUUAAGAUCUUAUAACCCCCAUUUAAGCCUUUCAACUCUAUCUUGUAGGUUUUUACUGUCUUCAUCUUUUAGAAAUAAUAGUACAUUUUAUGAAAAAUGUAAAACUUGUAGUUAAACUUGUAAUGGACAAUAUUUUCAUACCAUCAGUACAUCUUAACAGGUUCAUUUGUAACUCAAUGAGAGAAUUUCUGUAGUCUGUAGAACAUCAGUGCCAUAUUUGAAAAGAUAUAAUCAAAAAGUUAUCUGGAUAGUUUCAUGCACUGGAAAGUAGAUGAAUGAGAAUUUGAUUGGUUGAAAAUUAGAUGACUUUUUUUUUUUAUAGAGUCUUGGCCAGCAUGUAAAUGAUCUAUGUAUGUGAAGCUUUGGGUCCUUUUUGACUCUCGGUUAUCCUUUCUGAAGUUUGCGGUUAUUCCACUUCUUUAGACUUUUAAGAGUUUUCAUGGGUUUCCUUCCCCAUCUUUUCCUUUUCUCUGUUAGAGUCUGAUUCUUGUACUUUUUUUCUUUUUGUUCUUUAAAUUCAUUCUCAUGGUGUCUAGCUUCUGAUAAUUUUGCUUUCAUAGUAAGCACAAAGUUGUAGAAAUCACAGAAGCUACAACAAAUAUACUUAUUUUCUAACUCAAAUGCUAUAUGAAUAUCUUUAUAUUGCUCUUGCUAACAGUAAAAAACAAUAUAUAAUCAUGCUCAAGUUCCAAUGAGGUGGUCUAAUAUUUUUAUGCAUUAUAAGAUACAGUAGUUAUCAAUAACUGGCUGGUGAUAUUUUAGUGCACAAGAAUUAGGUGUUCUGACUUCCUUGUAUAAUGCCAACAACUGAGUUUGAUACUCUGUAAUUACGAUUUUUUAUGUGAGCAUUUUACUCCUUGCUCUUAUUGCAUUUCAUUUAUUUUCAUUCCUGUGGUGCAUCUGAAUGUUAGGACUAGUGAUAUGGCCAAUCUCAGGUUAUUUCACUUAGGGUAGAGCUUUCACAUUUACAAAGCUAAAUUAACAGUUUGGAUUGGUGUUCUGUAUUUUGCUAACACAGUAGUAUGGCAGGAUGGAUAGAAAACUCAGAAUUUUAUCCUGGAUACAAAAUGAAAGUAUGGCCUUUGGAAAAUGCACUGUUCUGUUUCCUUUUUAAUUAAUAUCAGGUGUUGUUUGCUUUUCUGAUGAAGUAGAUGUUAGUAUCAAUAUAUGCCAUGAAUAUAUGUAUUGUUAGGGAAGUGUAUAGAGCAUGGUUCUCAGUUCCAAAUUUGUGUGUGCUCAUUGUAUCUUGAGCAUUGAGAAAUGUACAAUGUUUGAUUGUAGUCAACUCUGCUGUUUAAAGUUGUGCUUUCAAUUAUUAUAGCAAUCCUAGGUUGUUGAAGCAAAUGCUUAGUAUCUGUGGUAACACUUUCCAUUUAAGCUAAUUGGAGAUGUAGAGAACAAUAUCUUAUCUUUACUGCUGUGUUCUCUCAGCCUGUCCAUUUUUUUUUUUUUUUUUUUUUUUGAAUGAUACAAAUAUACGGCAUGCAAAUAUACUCUUGUUAUAAGCUGUGCAUUGAGUGAUCAUCAAAAAUAAAUAUUUUGAAGUAUGGAGAAGCAUCACUUUAUACUAUUUGUAGUAAAUAUAGCUUUUAUUAUAUAUCUGACCUUUUCAAGGGAAACACAUAUCACAUAAAUUUUUGGAGAGUUAUGCAAAACAGUUAUAUGCUUCAUAAGGCAGUUUUGCACUCAAUUUUACAUAUUAGAUUAUUAUUUUACAUAAAUAGUAGAAUAGAUUAUAUAACAAUUUAGCCAAGAUAUAUUCAGCAGGAUAUUCAAAUUAGACCUGUCUAUUAAUAAACUUUUGAAUGAUAUCGAAGCCAGUUGUAUAGUCGUUGGCUGCUGGCAGUCUGUCUGAAUGGUAUAAAGAUGAACUCAAGAUGUAGAAAGUGUCAUUAGAGCAAUUUGAUAUAUGUAUGUAUAUGUACGCAUAGAAAAAACAACUAUUUUUCUUGUUGCUGUCUGGAUAUUGCACAGCCUUACUUUUUUGAUAUGGUCAAUGUGAUAAGGUUUCUUGUUUACCAUUUUAUACUGAAAUAUUUGUCAUAGAUGUUCAAAAUCUUGAAAUAAAUCUUUGUAUAAAAUAU